This is a messenger RNA of Vicia faba (fava bean), 429 nucleotides long. The record is from the annotation of a GenBank genome assembly. Lineage: Eukaryota; Viridiplantae; Streptophyta; Magnoliopsida; Fabales; Fabaceae.
AUGAGGCUGAAGGUCACCUUUCUGAUUUUUGUAGGAGGAGUAAAAGUUGCUCUUUCCACUCAGUGUUUCCUUUGGAACAAGAUAUUCCGGAAGUCAGAGGUUGUUACCGACCAGUCUCCUUUCAACUGGUAUCUGAAGUACCUUUCUCUUGACAUGUUUCGUGAACCUCUACUCUUUUAUCAGACCUUAGGAAACCAAGGUACAUCAAGUGGAAAUCUUAUGGUGCCUACGGGAGGCACCCCAAAAUUGGAUUGGCUCUCGAUGUUAACUAUGAACUUGUGGUAUUCGAGCGUCAUUAAUUAUAAACUUAUGGCAUCUUCUAAUGUCCACAUGGUAAGUACACCAGUAGUUGUGGGAAGUAUGGGUGAUGUUAGAUUAGAGGGAGAAUCGAAAAUCUUCGACCUAACCUUCAUGGAAAUCGCCUUUUGA